Ostertagia ostertagi is the source of this 657-nucleotide messenger RNA. Lineage: Eukaryota; Metazoa; Nematoda; Chromadorea; Rhabditida; Trichostrongylidae. The record is from the annotation of a GenBank genome assembly.
GUGGCUGUGAUUGCAGGUGUUGGAACGCGAGACCCGCUGGCCGAGUAUCGACGUGAGGAACAGCGCUUGAAAAACACCAACAGCCCGUUCGAAGACAUGCCGAGACGAGGUCGCCUUCGUAGCAAGCCACCGACACCUCCACCUCGGGAUCGUAGCCGCAGUCCAGCAAGAAGCGAACGAGCGACGCCAAGUAUCGAGGGGAACUCCAACGCCACGCCGUACUCGUCCAAAUCUGAACAGCAUAUUCCGAACGGGCAUUUGCCGUCAUCAGUAGGUCGCCGUGAACCCGCGAGCAGUAUCCUUCGUGGAAUCGUCGUCAGUCCUUCGGCACUGAACGACCACCAUUUCCAGUAUGCGGACACCACUCUGCAACGCAACAAUAACGAACCUCCUAAAUACAUCUCAGGACAGGAACGUGUCGCUGCCGCUAUCUACCGAGCAGAAACGCCUCAGCGGGAACUUUAUGCCAGUGGCACGAUUCACCGAUCCGAAACACCGAAUCGGUACUUCCCUGAAAAUAGCACAUUCGCGCGCAGUGAAACUCCAGCGUUUCCGAUUCUGCGCGAGACGCCAGUGCCAUUCCAUCCACUUCUGUACGGCCAGAAUGGCACCAGUCGACAAGACCUCGAUCAAUCGAACAGCCUCAACUACAGGUAA